CUACUUUACGUAUGUAGGUGUCACUGCAAUUUGUGAUCAUAACCAUUUUAUAAUGCACUGCGUAAAGACGUAUCAAAAUGUUGCUGUUGUUAUUUAUAGUAAUUUUAUCAUUGGAUAGUACUUUGUGUGUUUCAUGUCCAAAAGAGUGUGAUUGUGAUACAGAAAACGGGUUAAACAGAGCAAGUUGUGUCGAUCAAAAUAUUAUAAGUGUUGCAGUGGGUGUACCGAAAGAAGUGCAAGUUUAUAGCCUGAGUCGCAAUGUUAUUAGUGAACUGGAUAAUUUUUGUUUUAAGGAGCUCGGAUAUACGUCCAUUCAAGUUUUAGACCUGUCUUACAAUCAGAUAUUUUGGAUUGGUCUACACGCCUUCUCCGGGCUAGAUCAGCUUGUCGAUUUAAACCUGAGUAACAAUCGAAUAAGAUACUUCCCUUCUGAUAUAUUCUGGCAUACACCUCAGCUGGAUAUACUCGACUUAUCGUCUAAUAUCUUAGAGACGUUGAGAAACGAACCCUUUAUUAUGCACAAUAAAUUACAGGUCCUUAAUCUCAAUAGCUGUCGAAUAAAAUCUUUACCAGAUCGUCUAUUUACGAGACUGCCCAAUCUUAAGAAGUUAGAUAUAAGUGAAAAUUAUUUGGUCACCUUAAGCUUAGGUGUUUUGCGACCUUUAAGAAAACUAAACAGAUUAGAAUUAAGGAAUGAUUAUUGGCAGUGCAAUGCCAAUUUCAUUGCCAUUGAAUCAUGGAUCGUUUCCCGUGGAAUAGCAUACAAGAAGUUGUGCCAGAAGAAAUUACCCACUAUGUCUGAAAAGAUGAUAUCUAUGGUUCAUAUUGAGAGAAAACCAUUGGAUAUCACCGAAAUAUGGAAUCUUACAGCGAAGAAUAAUACGACAAUUGAUGUGAGUAUUUGUAAUGAAACAAAACCUUUGACGCCAUUCCAGAAGUUUGAUAGAAACUUCUCGGCCCUUCAAGCGUUUGUCAUUGGGCUGGAAGUAGGAUUGGCGAUAGGUAUUAUAGCGACAUACAUGUGGCUGCGUCGUGUUUGUGGUCAACUGAGAUGUCGUCGCCCGCAAUCAAGACGAGAGCGACGGAGAGUACGACGGGAAGGGGAUAUGAGGAACCAUUUAUUGUGGAACUCUGUCGUUCACACAAACAUGGAGACUCCUCCCAUAUAUAGAGUAUUACCUGUUCCGAGUGCACCCUUAAAUUCGCAACCAACAAGGGGUAGAGGGGGUAAUUCUAAUGCGGAGCGUUCUGAAACACCACCUCCACCAUAUCAUGAAUGUCGUCCGUCAGGAUAGUUAUAAACGUAUAUUGACUUUUUGAUAUAAAAAUUAUAUAAAUUUAAAAUAUGCUAAUAAUUUUGAGAUUUAAGAUCAACGCAAUAAAUAAUAGAAUUUUUACUAUA
Molecule: messenger RNA, 1402 nt
Organism: Pieris brassicae (large cabbage white)
Lineage: Eukaryota; Metazoa; Arthropoda; Insecta; Lepidoptera; Pieridae
Product: leucine-rich repeat transmembrane neuronal protein 3
Exons: 3
Coding region: 78-1295 (405 amino acids)
Cellular component (GO): extracellular matrix
Molecular function (GO): protein binding
Source: RefSeq, a predicted model, not a curated record